Messenger RNA from Cucurbita maxima (winter squash), 631 nucleotides. Its product is annotated as NADPH-dependent aldehyde reductase-like protein, chloroplastic. Lineage: Eukaryota; Viridiplantae; Streptophyta; Magnoliopsida; Cucurbitales; Cucurbitaceae. The coding region runs from base 26 to 511 and encodes 161 amino acids. The record is from RefSeq and is a predicted model, not a curated record. The transcript has 2 exons.
UCAAUCUCAACCUCCCGUGAGUACAAUGGCUUCAGAAUCAGGCCCUGCUAUGGCUUCUCUGCCACUUCAGGAUCGAGUGGUCAUUGUAACCGGUGCCUCUCGGGGCAUCGGCCGAGCCAUCGCCUUUCACCUCGCUGCUCUUGGUGCCCGUAUUGUUGUCAAUUAUGUGUCAUCCUCGGCUAAAGCUGACCGUGUUGCUGCUGAGAUCAAUUCAUCCUCGGCCACCAUGAGUGGCCUACGAGCCAUUGCCUGGCGGGCAGAUGUGUCCGAUCCAGAGCAAGUGAAGUCGCUGUUUGACACAGCCGAGCAGACAUUUGGCGCCCAGGUCCAUAUCAUGGUUAAUUGUGCUGGAAUUUCUGAUCCUACUUACCCUUAUAUUGCUGAUACUAAACUGGAGAUUUUUGACCAGAUUUUCAGUGUGAACACGAGAGGAAGUUUCCUGUGCUGCAGAGAAGCAGCAAACAGAGUGAAACGCGGCGGUGGGGGGCGGAUAAUACUGAUUGAACACUAAGAAACAAAAUUGUUACUGUUUUUUUUUUAUCCUUUUAGUUAAUAAUUCAACAGACUCUGAAUUACGAAAAUGUAAAUAUUACUUUUUUUUAAAAAAAUAAGGAGUAUAUGUCAAUUUUUA